ACGUUAUCAGAAUCAUGCGUGAUAAGGCAGUAUUUCAGAUAGGACGUUUCCACUACUACAAUCCCCGGCCAUGAAGCUGUUACUAGUUUUGUCUGUGUGUAUCGCCGUUUCCUCAGCCUACCCCAAUCUGGUAGACCUCGCCAGUGCUAACAAUGCUACAAAACUUGUGUCCCUACUCACUAGCGCAGGAUUAGCUGACAUUCUUAAAGAUCCCAGCCAAGGUCCAUUCACACUUCUGGCGCCUUCUGAUGCCGCUUUUGCCAAAGUUCCGGCUGCUGAUUUACAAGCAUUGAAGGCAGAUAAUGCGCAACUACAGGAAGUAUUGAAAUACCACGUGAUGAAAGGAGAGGUGUUCGAGUGGGAUCUGGUAAACCAUGAAGUCAUUCCAAGUUUGAAUGGACACUCUAUUCGUGUUUACGUCGCCUCUAGUUCAAAUGCCCAGAGAACUUAUUUCAACCAAGCAAAAGUUUUAGUAUCGGAGUUGCAAGCAUCCAAUGGCGUGCUUUACUUGAUUGAUGAAGUUCUUAACAUGCCAGAGGGAACCAUUGACGAUAUCAUCUUAAACCCCGACUACAACAUUGAUCAAUUCAUGGAAUUCAUUAAGGAGGCUAAACUUACCACUGUAUUCAACAGAACUGUUGGUGCUAGAUAUACAAUGUUUGUUCCUAGUAACCAAGCCCUUGCUUCUCUGGACCAAGGAUUCUUGGCUCAAAUUAAAAACAGUUACUCAAACGCUCGCCGCUUAGUUGAUUACCACGUUCAUCCAGGGACCCUACACGCCAAAAGUAUACACGGACCCGGACGUCUAUCUACAAUGUACAGAGGCCAUUACAUUAAUCUCUCACAGGACGCCAACAACAAUACGCUUCUGAACAACGUAGCCACGGUAUUACAGGCUGAUAUUGAAGCAGAGGAUGGAGUAGUCCACAUCAUUUCUCACGUGCUCAUUCCCUCUACACUCUCUCCUGGUGGUCUUGUCGGAUAAAAUCUUUAUUAAAUAAAUAUUUUAUAAAAUAA
Saccostrea echinata is the source of this 1017-nucleotide messenger RNA. RefSeq names its product periostin-like. The coding region runs from base 71 to 985 and encodes 304 amino acids. Gene Ontology annotation, molecular function: cell adhesion molecule binding. The transcript is spliced from 6 exons. Gene Ontology annotation, cellular component: extracellular matrix. Gene Ontology annotation, biological process: cell adhesion; extracellular matrix organization. Lineage: Eukaryota; Metazoa; Mollusca; Bivalvia; Ostreida; Ostreidae. The record is from RefSeq and is a predicted model, not a curated record.